Molecule: messenger RNA, 1047 nt
Organism: Trichophyton rubrum CBS 118892
Lineage: Eukaryota; Fungi; Ascomycota; Eurotiomycetes; Onygenales; Arthrodermataceae
Exons: 2
Coding region: 1-1047 (348 amino acids)
Source: RefSeq, a predicted model, not a curated record
AUGCGUUUCACUCCCUCAAACUUACUGUCUUUACUGGCAGUGGGAGCCAUCCUCCAGCCUGUCGUUGUUCCUAGGGCAAUUACUACUGGACUUAUCAAUGGAAGAGAUGAAUCCGGCUUGACCAAGUGUGAUGUUACUCUCGGUUGUGUGGAUAAGACCAUCCAGGUCCCCGAUUUAGAAGAUCAUGCGGUUAUCCCAGCCCUUCAAAAGAGAAAGGGAAGAAGGCCUGGGAGUAAUAAUAAGCCCAACAGGAAUGGUCAUGGAAAACCUAGCAAGCCAGCUACCAGUCCUACCACAAGCCCAAAACCAAGCCCAACAACAAAACCAUCUUCUGUAUCGACUACCCAGCCAGCAAAGACUUCCCCGACAACCUCAAAAGAGGAACCAACUACUAGCUCCAAGGUACACUCAUCGACCAGCUCAAAAGUUGUCUCUAAUACCCGAACAACCUCAUCUGUAACCUCUUCUCGAUUAACUUCACCAUCAACGUCCAGGGUAGCGUCAACUACCAAGCCAGUCACAAGCUCAACAACAACUUUGGGCUCGCAGACAUCUGCGCACCCGAUUUCUAGUGCCAAUUCCUCAACCAAAUCAGGGGAAAACUCUGCUCUAAAUUCGGAGGAACAAUCAGCCACCCCCUCGAAGACGCCGUUUAUAACAAACUCAACUUCCACGACAAAGCCUACCUCUGAGGCCGAGUUAACCACAACCUCCGAAGAAGCACACACCACAGCAAAGUCGGGCAAUACCGUUGCUCCCACAUCGUCUGAGAAAGGGUCGGCCACCUGGUCUGAAUCUGCUACGACCGAUUUGUCUUAUACCCCUGUACCCACGCAGUCAGACGUAUCUAGCAGCUCAGAUGAAUACUCAGCCACAGAAUCAGUUUCAACGCCCGUAUCUUCAUCUGCAUCUGCACCCACCACCACGCUAGACAAAUAUACGGUUAAAAAAGAGUCCUCGACACCCAUACCUACAGAAACACAAUCACGUACCAGUUCGGAGGCAGACCCAACCACAGCUUCGGCCCAAGAGCCAACAAACAACUGA